This is a messenger RNA of Darwinula stevensoni, 516 nucleotides long. NCBI's taxonomy places the organism in Eukaryota, Metazoa, Arthropoda, Ostracoda, Podocopida, Darwinulidae. The record is from the annotation of a GenBank genome assembly.
CACCGUUUCGUCCGGCAGGAUCUGUGUUUCUCGUCUCUCGUAUGUAUCGUAUCCAAAUGAAUGGAAGUGAAUCCUGACGUCCGGUGAUCGGCACCUCAAAAGGACAUGGACUGGAGGACCAGUCUCUUGCCUUUCUUCCUCGCCCUUCUUCAACAGGCCCAGAGCGAAGGCGUGUUCGAACUUCGCCUCCGCGCCUUCCACAACGACCUCGGGAAAGACGACCAAGGCGACUGCUGCUCCGGCGUCCCCGACCCUCAGUCCGGCGUCUGUUCUGGUGUUUGCCACACGCGUUUUCACCUGUGUUUGGCGCAUUACCAGGUGCGCAUCGAGAGCGGGCAAUGCACUUUCGGUGUCGGACGGAUCCCCGUGAUUGGGGACAAUUCCGUGUUCUUCACGGAUCGCGGAUCCCGCAAUCCGCUCAUCAAUUCCAUCCCCCUCAAUUUCACCUGGCCGGGAGACUUCUCGUUGAUCAUCGAGGCCUGGCAUGUCGAAGGCGACAAUGACGGCGUCGGCAAU